Capsicum annuum is the source of this 1980-nucleotide messenger RNA. RefSeq lists its product as uncharacterized. The coding region runs from base 1 to 1980 and encodes 659 amino acids. The transcript has 2 exons. The record is from RefSeq and is a predicted model, not a curated record. Gene Ontology annotation, molecular function: zinc ion binding. NCBI's taxonomy places the organism in Eukaryota, Viridiplantae, Streptophyta, Magnoliopsida, Solanales, Solanaceae.
AUGGAGAGCGGUGAAUUAAGUUGUGAUCAAAGCGAGGUGUUAAUUAGUUACUUGAUGAACGGGAGGGGUAAAAUCCAUCCAAUGUUCAUAAGGAAUGAUAGACAUGUGGAAUUAUAUAUGAUUUGCAUUGAUUCUGAUAACUCCAGACCUAUAUUGCGGGUUAAAGUAUUUGAAAGGUCCCGGGAGGAAGCUUCCACAUCAGCCCCACCCCCACCCUCACCCCCACCCCCACCCCUACCCCCGAACGUGGAUGAUACAUCAAUGGAAUACGAUUUCAUGGGUUGUGAUGAAUGUGAUAAUAGUAAAGAUUAUGAAGAAAAGAAGUGUGGAGGAGGUGAGGACGGGCAGCUCGAACCACAAAGAAGCCACUCUUUCUUGGACGGCACCAAUCAUUUUUUAGGACAAACAUUCAAGGAUAAGAAAACAUUAAAACUUUUGUUGAAGCAGGCGUCGGUGAAAAUAUCGUUUAAUUACACAACUCUAAAGAGUAGUAAGAAAUACUUGAGGGUGAGGUGCGUAGAUCGUACUUGCCGGUGGAUGGUACGCGAAUGUGCUAUCGGAGAAUUGGGUUGGUUUCACGUCCACAAGUACGUGGGAGAGCAUACUUGUGGCAUUGAUCAUGUCACGGAAAAGCACAAGAAUGUCACCGUGGAGGUCAUUGCCUCACUUAUUUUGAACUUUUUCGUCGAAAACAAAGGUCCAAGCCCGAAAGAGAUCGAGAGGAUCGUAUUUAGGGAGCUACAUUGCAGGCCAAGCUAUUGGAAGUGUUGGAUGGUAGGCGUCAUUACGAAGAACAUAGUUCGAGGUACGCCCGAGCAUGGAUAUGCAGUGCUUCCCGCAUUUUCAUAUAUUUUCAAUGGCCUCAACCCCGGGUCUAUUAAUUCUCUCAUGGUCGAUGAGGAGUCUGGCAGGUUUAUUUACUACUUUAUGGCAUUUGGGGCUUCCAUCCGUAGAUAUGCACACAUGAGAAAGGUCGUUGCCGUUGAUGACACGCAUUUUUUCGGCAAGUACGACGGCGUGUUGUUGUCCGUUGUCGCUCAAGAUACACAGAAUCAUAUCUAUCCUUUAGCGUAUUGUGUGGUGGAUAAGGAGAACGAUGCGUCGUGGGGCUUCUUCUUCGAGAAGCUUAAGGCCUUUGUUGUCGACGAACCAGAGCUGUGUGUUAUCUCCGACAGACACGCGUACACGUUGGAAGAAUUUAAUGACUACUUCUACGCCUUUAAAGAAAGAUGCCCCAACGCAGUAGCUUACCUCGAGAAAGAAGUAGGAUUUGAAAAGUGGAACCGAGCUCACUUUCUAGGUAAUCGAUUCAACUUCAUGACCUUAAACAUCGUCGAGUCGCUCAACUCAAUGUUGCUCGACGAAAGAGAGUAUCCAGUGACGGCCAUUUUUAAUUCAAUUGCACAUAGAUUUGGAGAAAUAUUCAGGAAGAUGUAUGCGGAGGUGGACAAUUCAAAGACAACCUUCGUUCCCGUAGCCGAGAUGAUCUUGAGGGAAAACAUGACCAAGGAGGAUAAAUUAUAUGUGAACAACAUAAACGAAAGCAUCGAUGAAUUCACCGUGCUUGGAUACGGUCGUUCCGCAAAAGUUAAUCUUUCGAGAUGGUCAUGUUCUUGCAGAAAGUACAACUUGGUGAAAUUGUCAUGCGCUCAUGCAAUGGAAGUAUUGCGUUUAAAGCUUGGGGAUGAAUACGGCACUAGCAUUUACAACUACUCUUCACAAAUAUAUUCGAAAGAAUCAUACCUCCUUGCAUACUUGGAACCUAUUUAUGCAGCACCACUUGAGUCGGAGUGGAGUGUGGCGCGAGAGUAUCUUGAAAUGCAAGUUCUUCCACUCGACUUCGAUCCCAAACUCAGAAGGAGGAAAGUGAAAAGAGUUAAGGGUAUGUUGGAGCCUUCAAGGUACAAGAAAAGAAACAAGUGCUCCAAGUGUAAAAGGCCGGGACAUAAGAGAACAACAUGCAGCCUUAAUGUAGGUUAA